Canis lupus familiaris (dog) is the source of this 4403-nucleotide messenger RNA. It is a transcript of the gene E2F3, whose product is annotated as E2F transcription factor 3. Gene Ontology annotation, molecular function: protein dimerization activity; DNA-binding transcription factor activity, RNA polymerase II-specific; RNA polymerase II cis-regulatory region sequence-specific DNA binding. Gene Ontology annotation, biological process: regulation of transcription by RNA polymerase II. Gene Ontology annotation, cellular component: RNA polymerase II transcription regulator complex. The record is from RefSeq and is a predicted model, not a curated record. Lineage: Eukaryota; Metazoa; Chordata; Mammalia; Carnivora; Canidae. The transcript is spliced from 7 exons. The coding region runs from base 44 to 1048 and encodes 334 amino acids.
CCCCGCCGCCCCCGCCGCCCCCGGAGCCCGGCCGGUUUCGGAAAUGCCCUUACAGCAGCAGGCAAAGCGAAGGCUGGAGCUGGGAGAAAGCGGUCAUCAGUACCUCUCAGAUGGCUUAAAAACCCCCAAGGGCAAAGGAAGAGCCACACUGCGAAGUCCAGAUAGUCCAAAAAAAAAAACACGGUAUGACACAUCACUUGGUCUGCUCACCAAGAAGUUCAUUCAGCUGCUGAGCCAGUCCCCUGAUGGGGUCUUGGAUUUGAACAAGGCAGCGGAGGUGCUGAAAGUGCAAAAGAGAAGAAUCUACGACAUCACCAACGUGCUGGAAGGCAUCCACCUCAUUAAGAAGAAGUCGAAAAACAACGUGCAGUGGAUGGGCUGCAGUCUGUCUGAGGAUGGGGGCAUGCUGGCCCAGUGUCAAGGCCUCUCAAAGGAAGUGACCGAGCUCAGCCAGGAAGAGAAGAAAUUAGAUGAACUGAUCCAAAGCUGCACCCUGGACCUCAAGCUGCUAACCGAGGAUUCAGAGAAUCAAAGGUUAGCUUAUGUUACAUAUCAAGAUAUUCGAAAAAUUAGUGGCCUUAAAGACCAAACUGUUAUAGUUGUCAAAGCCCCUCCAGAAACAAGACUUGAAGUGCCUGACCCAAUAGAGAGCCUACAAAUACAUUUGGCAAGUACCCAAGGGCCCAUUGAGGUUUAUUUGUGUCCAGAAGAGACAGAAACACACAGUCCAAUGAAAACAACCAACCAAGACCACAAUGGGAAUAUCCCGAAACCCCCUUCCAAAGACUUGGCUUCAACCAACUCAGGACAUAGCGAUUGUUCAAUUUCUAUGGCAAACCUUUCUCCUUUGGCCUCCCCAGCCAACCUCUUACAGCAGACUGAGGACCAAAUUCCUUCCAACUUAGAAGGACCAUUUGUGAACUUACUGCCUCCCCUGCUCCAAGAAGACUAUCUCCUAAGCCUUGGGGAGGAAGAAGGCAUCAGUGAUCUCUUUGAUGCUUAUGAUUUGGAAAAGCUCCCACUGGUGGAAGACUUUAUGUGUAGUUGAUUAUGCUUUGUGUGAACUCCCCUUAUAAACCAAUAUUUUUUUAUUAUGGAACCAGAACAUCUGUCAUGCAGUGUUGUCCCUUCCUACCUUCUUCCUCCGAGAUAGUAUCAUGAAGUAAACUACAAACUUCAGAACAAAGCUGACAUUUUAAUGAAUUUAAAAAAAAAUUUUUUUUUUUUUUUUUUUUGUCUACACGCACAGUUGCAGGCUCCCUUGGGAAAGCCCUGCUUUGCCCCAGGCUCCAAAAAUCUCCUGGAUGAGUCAGCAAGUGAGAAAAUGUGCAAUCAGGUGUCUCUCACCCGUAUUUUUCUUCCCUCCCUCCCGGAUUGGCUUGCUGUGCCUGACGGAUGGGCUGUAGAAUGGGGUCUGGCCACCUGGCCCACUCAAAAAACAGCAAUCUUCCUUAAUAGCAUUUCAAGCCGUGCCUUCUCCGCGGAAUGCAUGUCUUUGGGGUCUGCUAAUAUGGAAUGGAACGGCAGGAACUGUAAACUUGACGUCAUGCAAAAGAAUGAAAUGGAUUUCUUCAGCUCUUCUUAGGAAUAUUUAAAUUACUGUCAUAAUUCAGUGUAAGCUAUGGACCUCGUGUCCCGCCAGGAGGUCAAGAGAACCUGCACAGCCUUUCAGAUGAAGAACCUGUUUGCCGACAUUUGUUGCAGGUACAGAAGAACCGGUAGAGUUCUGCUACUCGAAGCUGUUGUGGAUUUUCCUGUCUCCAUUAACCACUCCCAAUCCCCUGCCCCCAACGUAUUUGUAAGUUUAAAGUUGAUUUGUAGCAAAUGCUUACUUAGGAGUUUUCUGUGGAUUGUUUUAGCCUUUUUUUUUUUUUUUUUUUUAGCUGCCAUUUAAGCAUUCCUGUGGCACCCAGCACCAUUUCAAUUUAAUUGUUUACUUUGAAACGGUUUUUGCUAAUUCAAAUUAUUUCAGCAGAGGUAGAGGACCUCUACUGAUCAGAGCAUCUAAACGUGUGUGAUCCAAGGUUUAACAGCCUCUGCAAGAACCAUUGCCCCGUCUCGCUUCCUUUCCCAGGACGGGGAGCUUGGAGCCAGUCGGUCCUGGGGCUCGCGGACAUGGGUGGCCCAUCUGAGAGGAGAACCAGGUCAGAUGACAUAGCAGUCCCAAGGAGCAGCAGGUGUGGAUCCCUCCGUCCUUGGGCUUCCUGGCCCCGUGACCGGGGCAAGGGCUCUCUUACACUGCACUCAGGGAGACCACUUCUCAGGAUGGGGUCAGAUAGAGAGGCCUCGGGGGACAAAGACAUCCCCACCGUGUGAGUGGCAUUCUGUCAGUGGCAUUUACUCAAAAGCUGGUGAGAACAGGGCGCUCCCACUGCGUCAGGGGCUACAAUCGUCCUGGCCCAGAACCCCCAUUCCCCUUCCUCUGUGAAGGAGUAAGCUGGACCAAGGGAAGUCUGGACAUGGAAAAAGAAGUGAUAGAAUGCCAGGGCAUCUCCCUCUUUACUCUUCAGGAAUGGUGUCCCCCAGUCGGAGGCUUCAUGUCAGCUGCACAUCCUACCAGUCGUGUCCAGGAAUGGCUUGCCCACUGGCCCCGGGGAGAGCCCCUUCUCUUGCUGGGCACAUGGCAUGGUACCUCAGAUCCAUUCCUUGGAUCCUGAAGACUGCAGGAAUGAGGGAGUCAUGUUAAAGAAAAAACAAACAAACAAACAAACAAAAAAACCACAAACCUCAAAACGAAACAGUUAAAUUGAAAUGCUAUGUGCCUGACACAGUAGCACUCGAUUCUCGAUUCGUGUGUUUAAUUGAAUCGAAAAUAUCCCUUAGGAAAAACACAAAACAAAACCACGAAAGCCCCAGCCAGUUUACUCUAGGUAGAUUUCCACAAUAUGCAAAGUGGUGGUGGGGUCAAAACAAAUGACACCAGCACUUUAAACUAUUUGUGUGGGUAUGCGUGGGUGUAUGUUUGGGAAGAAAAACAAAGGUGCAGAUUAUCCUCCUUUUUCUUCUUUGGCCUCCUCCAUCCCAGCCUCCUCCCUCACACACACUGGAUUUGGUACAAAUAGCAGUGUGGUCUGUGAUGAAGCAUUGGGGUGGGGGAGGGAGGGGGAGCUUUGUGUCAAGUGCCUACUGGAAAUGCACUGUGGGGUUUUUUCCUGUACGGGAAACCGUUUAUGCCAAGCUUUUCCCCAUUUCCCAUAUUUAUCUCAUCUGGUUAGCUGCCUCUGCUUCCAGCUUUGUAUGAUUCUCUUUGCCAGCUUGCACAAAGCUGAUUUUUUUCCAAAGUCUAAAGACUGAGCUCACCUGGCUAGGUUGUUGUGUGUGCUGUUGGCUUUCUUGUUAAGCCUUUUCGUCCUGUAAUAAUGCCGUAUUUAUUGUUUGAAAAAUGAAAGGAAUACUAAUACUAAUAAGUUUUAAAAGUUCCUUCAUGCAUAAGAUUUUUCCAGUUAGUGGGCUGAACUGGUGUGCAUCAAUGAGAUGUCCAUGCUGUAUUCUGUUUGCAUUUACCCAUUUUUCUUUCUGAUAUAGUAUCUGGCACACAAAGUGGGUUAGUACUACAGUAUUUGUGUUACUUUAAGUACGAAGUAUGCAGGUUUUCUGGUACCACUGAGUUGCUGCUAUUAAUGCUCACACAUGAAAUGGCUAAAAGUUACAAGUGUGCGAAUUAUGACUGCGUGAGCCUUACAAAAUUAAGUGUAUAAAGGGCAACACAUGAGCUGUCAAACAGUGUUAGGUGUGUGUUCAUAUGUACAGAUCUGUGCAUAGCGAUUGUUUUAUUUAAGUUGAUAUGUAGUCUACUCACACUUUCAUUAUCUAGCAAUUUUGUACAAAAAAAAAUAGCAAUUAAUUUGUAAACACUGCCAGAAUAUUUUCUAGCUGGUUUGUAAUUUUUUAAGAGUGUUCUAUUUUGUUUCUGUUUUGUUGUUGUUGUUGUUGUGGUUCUUGUUUCCGUUUUUUGUUGUUUAAGUGUAGAUCUGUAAAUAAAGCUGCAGUAUUUAAAGCUUUAGCUUUCAGGAAAAAGAAAGAACUCGAUGUGUGCAUGACAGCCUGUGUGUGAGAGGAGGGAUUUGAAGGAACACGGAUUGCAAGAGUGAGUCGGGUGGCAAUAGUCAGAUUGUGGGAAUUUCUUUUCCUAUGGGGUACGUGAUUUUGUCAAAAGGAAGUAUUUCUCCCAAAAUUGGGAGUAGGCAAACUACUAAUCGGUUUAGCUUUGUGUUGUAUGCUAGUUUAAAAAAGAAAAUAUGUAAUAUAAUGUAAAAAAAAAAAAAGCUUUUAUGAUGGAUUUUGUAAAUAGAUUUGUUACAGGGUAACCUGUUCUCUAGCUGUGAUCUUACCACUUAAAAUGGGUGUAAUUUGAAUAAAUUUUGUAUGGUAAAGGAUCAAUAAAAUGAUUUUUUUUAAGAGUU